This is a messenger RNA of Phacochoerus africanus (Common warthog), 3878 nucleotides long. RefSeq names its product RAS guanyl releasing protein 2 (gene RASGRP2). Gene Ontology annotation, molecular function: guanyl-nucleotide exchange factor activity; calcium ion binding. The record is from RefSeq and is a predicted model, not a curated record. The transcript has 16 exons. Bases 1942 to 3657 code for a protein of 571 amino acids. Gene Ontology annotation, cellular component: plasma membrane. Lineage: Eukaryota; Metazoa; Chordata; Mammalia; Artiodactyla; Suidae. Gene Ontology annotation, biological process: positive regulation of GTPase activity; Ras protein signal transduction.
UUGGUAGGUGGGGAGUUUGCAGCCCGAGUCGGGGGUAGGAGGGACCUGCAGAGAGAGCCGAAGCUCCCCGGACAACAGCGGGAGGGGUUGGCAUCUGCAGCGUACCCAGGUCUUCCUAGCUGCGUCUCAGCGGGACCUUCCCCGGCGGACCCCCCCAUUUGACAGAUGAGAAAAUUGAGGCUGUACAAGGCCAAGUGACUCUCAAGGUCACACAGCGAGGAAGCGGCAGAACCAGGCGGCGAUGUCUCUGGGUGGCUCCUAGGAAAAGUCUACCAGAGAACUCCAUAGAGGAGCCCCUGGCUUCCCACCCCAGGCCUGGGGGAGUAUGUGUAGGGGUGGGGUACCGGCGGUGAGGCACGGCUCUGCCAGCGUCCAGGGGUGAGGACUGUCAGGGAGCUGGGACCGCAGGGCUGGUCCUGUACUGCAGAUGAAGGGGGCGGGGGCGAAAUGGGCGUGUGUGUGCACCCACGGGGUGUGUUCAUGUGUGGGAGAGUGUACAUGCGUGUAGGUGCACGGUCUUGCGUGUGUGCACACGUGUGUGGAUGUCAGUGCUGUCGUGGCUGCAGAGCUCCAGGCUGGCCUGGCUCUAGUGAGCAGCAGGUCCGGAAGCCGGCCGCUUCAGCGGGUUUGCAUUUUGGGAUUGAGAGCUCGGUAUGUGUGCGGGGGUUCCUUCGUGCAGGUGUGCGCGGUUUGAGGGCCAUUGUGUGUGUGAGAGAGGAUGGGAGGGAAAUUGUCAGAGGCCGGGCUGUUUGUGAACCUCAGAACUCUGGCACCCCAGUGGGGGGUUCCUGGCCUUGGGUAUAUGGAAUGGGUGUCUGCUCUUGCACGGGUGCGUCUCACUGCCAGUGACUGGAGUUGCUGGUGGAGUCUCUCCACCAGGCACUCUUCACCCCCCACGGCACUAGCGCCCCCUUCUGGCCACCCUACUCUGCGUGCCCGAGUGUGGACGGCCUGUGUGUGCAUUCAGUUCGACUGUGCGGUAUGGGAGCCUGGGUCAGGAGUCGGGGCUGAGGAUGAAGAUGGCCUGCGGAAGGGCUGAGCCGGGAUCCUUGGGGCCGUCACGGAGGAGGUGGCUUGGCAGCGCGCGGUUCCCAGGCUCAGGCUUCCCGCUGACGCCUCUGAGCCGCAGCGGGCUCUCCCCCCCCUACGCCCCCCCACUCCCAGGAAUGUUCCUUUCCACUCCAGCCCCCCUCCUAAGGGCAGGCCCCUGGGGGCUGCCACAGCCCCGCCUCCCCUUCCUGGGAGCCCGAGAGGGGGCGACGCGGGCAGGACGCCUGGGUUCCUCCCCCCUCUCAUCCCAGGGAGAAAUUCCUCCGAGGUCCCCUCAGGCUCUGGGUUCCCAAAAUAACCCUGCGGGGGAAGGGAAGCUGUGGAAGGAGGGAAGCGGGAGGGGCGCAGAACCGGGCUGCGGGGUGCUGCAGGUGCCUCUGGGGAGAGGACUUGAGGACGAGAGGGCCUACGGGGAGAGGGGGCUGGGACACCACCCAGCCCCCAGAGUCCUGACUCGUCUCCAUCCCCGGGGAGUCCCUCAGUCCUCCCGCGACUCCAAGGGUGGGCCGGAAGCUUCUCGGCCGGUUUGUUUCCCAACUGGUGGGUUGCACCAUCCCGGGCCAGACCGUUUAACCCCGGGAGUGGCCGCGGCGGACGACUCCGCCCCUGCCCAGCAGGGGGCGUGCACGCCCCGCCCCGUUUCUGCCCACGGGGUCGCACGCCCGGCCCGCGCCUCCGCGCACUACCGCUCUGCCUGUCUCCGGACAGGGGUCUGGUCCGAGCCCCGUGGGAGGCUCCUGGAGCGCAAGUUGGCCCAGCCUACCCCGCCGGCGGCCAUGGCGGGCACCCUAGACCUGGACAAGGGCUGCACCGUGGAGGAGCUGCUCCGUGGCUGCAUCGAAGCUUUCGUUAGAUGACUCCGGGAAGGUGCGGGACCCGCAGCUGGUGCGUAUGUUCCUCAUGAUGCACCCCUGGUACAUCCCUUCCUCUCAGCUGGCGGCGAAACUGCUCCACAUCUACCAACAAUCCCGGAAGGACAACUCCAGUUCGCUGCAGGUGAAAACAUGCCAUCUGGUCAGGUACUGGAUCUCAGCAUUCCCAGCGGAGUUUGAUUUGAAUCCUGAGCUCGCUGAGCAGAUCAAGGAGCUGAAGGCUCUACUAGACCAGGAAGGGAACCGCCGGCACAGCAGCCUCAUCGACAUCGAGAGCGUCCCCACCUACAAGUGGAAGCGGCAGGUGACCCAGCGGAACCCGGUGGGACAGAAAAAGCGCAAGAUGUCCCUGCUGUUUGACCACUUGGAGCCCCUGGAGCUGGCGGAGCAUCUUACGUACUUGGAGUAUCGCUCUUUCUGCAAGAUCCUGUUCCAGGACUAUCACAGUUUCGUGACUCACGGCUGCACUGUGGACAACCCUGUCCUGGAGCGAUUCAUCUCCCUCUUCAACAGCGUCUCCCAGUGGGUGCAGCUCAUGGUUCUCAGCAAGCCCACCGCGCCGCAGCGGGCCCUGGUCAUCACGCACUUUGUCCACGUAGCAGAGAAACUGCUGCAGCUGCAGAAUUUCAACACGCUGAUGGCGGUGGUCGGGGGCCUGAGCCACAGCUCCAUCUCCCGCCUCAAGGAGACCCACAGCCACGUGAGCCCAGAGACCAUCAAGCUCUGGGAAGGUCUGACGGAACUAGUGACAGCCACCGGCAACUAUGGCAACUACCGGCGCCGGUUGGCAGCCUGUGUGGGUUUCCGCUUCCCCAUCCUGGGUGUGCACCUCAAGGAUCUGGUGGCCCUGCAGCUGGCACUGCCUGACUGGCUGGAUCCCGCCCGGACCCGACUGAAUGGGGCCAAGAUGAAGCAGCUCUUCAGCAUCCUGGAGGAGCUGGCCAUGGUGACCAGCCUUCGGCCCCCAGUGCAGGCCAAUCCUGACCUGCUGAGCCUGCUCACGGUGUCUUUGGAUCAGUAUCAGACGGAGGAUGAGCUCUACCAGCUGUCACUGCAGCGGGAACCUCGCUCCAAGUCCUCGCCGACCAGCCCCACGAGCUGCACGCCGCCUCCCCGGCCCCCAGUGCUGGAGGAGUGGACCUCGGUGGCCAAACCCAAGCUGGAUCAGGCGCUGCUGGUGGAACACAUCGAGAAGAUGGUGGAGUCUGUGUUCCGGAACUUUGACGUCGAUGGGGACGGCCACAUCUCGCAGGAGGAGUUCCAGAUCAUCCGUGGGAACUUUCCUUACCUCAGCGCCUUUGGGGACCUCGACCAGAACCAGGAUGGCUGCAUCAGCAGGGAGGAGAUGGUUUCCUACUUCCUGCGGUCCAGCUCCGUGCUGGGGGGCCGCAUGGGCUUCGUACACAACUUCCACGAGAGCAACUCCUUGCGCCCGGUCUCCUGCCGCCACUGCAAGGCCCUGAUCCUGGGCAUCUACAAGCAGGGCCUCAAAUGCCGAGCCUGUGGUGUGAACUGCCACAAGCAGUGCAAAGAUCGCCUGUCAGUCGAGUGUCGGCGCCGGGCCCAGAGUGUGAGUCUGGAGGGGUCUGCACACUCACCUUCACCCACCCACACCCACCAUCGGGCCUUCAGCUUCUCCCUGCCCCGCCCCGGCAGGCGAGGCUCCCGGCCUCCAGAGAUCCGAGAGGAGGAAGUUCAGACGGUGGAGGAUGGCGUCUUCGACAUCCACUUGUAAUUGAUGCUGUGAUUGGAUCGAGCACUCAUGCCUGCUUUGGAGAAAAGACUUGGACCAGAGCAGGGAGCCGGGGGUGCUGGGGCAGCAGGCUGGGGCUGGGGGGCGGGGUGUGAGGGUGGCAUGCGGCUGAGGGCAGGGCCAGGGCUGGUGUCCCUAAGGUUGUACAGACUCUUGUGAAUAUUUGUAUUUUCCAGAUGGAAUAAAAAGGCCCGUGUAAUUAA